This is a messenger RNA of Melitaea cinxia (Glanville fritillary), 1224 nucleotides long. RefSeq lists its product as uncharacterized. Gene Ontology annotation, molecular function: DNA binding. NCBI's taxonomy places the organism in Eukaryota, Metazoa, Arthropoda, Insecta, Lepidoptera, Nymphalidae. The record is from RefSeq and is a predicted model, not a curated record. The coding region runs from base 1 to 1224 and encodes 407 amino acids. Gene Ontology annotation, cellular component: nucleus. The transcript has a single exon.
AUGCUUAUAUAUCCUCGUCAGAGACAUUCACUGGCACUGGAAAAGGAUGGUCCACGUGGUGCAGUAUACCGGUACUCGAAAAAUGGAUGGAUCAACGAAGACCUUUUCAUAGAUUGGUUGAAACACUUUGCUGCUGUCACAAAACCUUCUGAAACUGAGCCAAUACUUCUCAUUUUGGACAAUCACAGCAGCCACAUUUCUUUGAGAGCUUAUGAAUUUUGCAAGGAGAGUAACAUAGUUAUGCUGUCAUUACCACCACACGGCUCCCACCGGAUCCAGCCCUUGGAUGUUUCCAUUUAUGGUCCUCUCAAAACUGCCUAUAAGCAGGAAUGCAAUAUUUUGAUGAAAACUGAAUUAGGACGAAAAAUCACACAAAACGACAUUGCCUCGCUUUUUAGAAAAGCUUAUCAAAAAAUAGCAAGCAUCCCAAAAGCUGAAGCAGGAUUUGCUGCUACUGGAAUAUAUCCCCUAAACCCAGACGUGUUCACGGAUGAAGACUUCCUAGCUGCUGAAAUUUUAAACAGCAGUGAAUUAAUGAUAUCCGUAGAAGAAAGGCGCAACCAGGAUAAUAAAACUCCAGAAGUUCAAACCAUCUCACUGAACACAGAACCACACAUGUCAUCAUCCAAUUCACCAUCACUUCUCAUGAACCAAAACCAAAUAGCACCAGAAACUAAUAUUGUGGAAUCUACUCAAGUUCUGCUCCCUUUCAUAGAUAAUGCCACUCCAUCUACUUCAGCAGCUACCGCCAAAGAUCUUCUACCAGUUCCAAAGAAAUCCACAAACAGUAAGAAAGUGCAGGGAGCCUCUCGAAAACAACAUGCAACAGUACUCACAAAUACUCCUUUCAAGGAAGCUCUGAUACAAAAAGAAGAAAGAAAAUUGACGAAGGAAAAGAAGAAACAAUGUGGCGUAAAAAUGAAACUAGAAACAAAGACAAGGAAAAGACCAGCUAAACCUGCUACUGUCAGAAAGGUGAAAAAGAAGCUGCUUCAGGAUAAUAACAAGGAUCAAAAUUUAUCAGACUCGCAAAUCGAUAUGGCUGACGUACGCGAUGAUGAUGACACCGAUGUCGAAGAUCUUGAGAACAAAUGCAUGUUAUGCGACGAUUAUGGUCGCAACAACGAGCUUUGGUACAGGUGCGUACAGUGUGGCCUUUGGGCGCAUGCCGAGUGCUCGGGUUAUGAGUCACCCGAAGGCUACGUGUGCGAUUUGUGCCGAUAA